Molecule: messenger RNA, 603 nt
Organism: Adineta steineri
Lineage: Eukaryota; Metazoa; Rotifera; Eurotatoria; Adinetida; Adinetidae
Source: the annotation of a GenBank genome assembly
AUGAGAAACGAAAAUGAUGUGGAUCCGUUUUUGGGCAGUUCAUCUGAACGACAAUCUUUGAAUGAAAAUGAAUCUCAACCAUGGAUUAAUUAUAUAGUUGGUGCUGUUGUAUCACCAUCGGUGAUUAGCGUAAUAAUUCUUCUUCUUCUUCUUUUUAUUCCAAUAACAGUACUUGUUGUUGGAAUAAAUUAUCAUGAUCCACAUUAUUGUCCAAUUGAACCUCAUAUCAGUACUUUUUUAAUUGUUCAUGGAAGUGUUUUAUUUGGAUGGAUUAUUUUUACUAUUAUUCCCACAAUAUUGGCGAAAAAAUUAUCUAGUAAUGAUGAACCAUAUAUUUCAGGGAUUAUUGUGAUUAUAUUCAGUGUAAUGACAAUUAUCUGUACGAUAUUUUUAAUUAUAUGGACAAUAGUUGGAAGUAUUUGGACAUUUAAUGUAUUUUAUUGGGUUACUUAUUAUUAUGAUACAAGGAAUAAUUUUUAUCCAUAUAAUUAUUGUCAACCAGAAUUAUAUCGAUUUACAUUUGUUUAUAUAAUUUUAUCUUAUAUUUUCGUAUUUCUUCAAAUUUGUUAUUAUUGUUUUAAUAAUAUGUUUAAUUGGAAAUAA